AAGAGAGUAAUUGAACCGGCGUUUCCUACGUGACUCGCCAGGAGUGUCCCCAGUUUGCCCGUGAUGGCCAACUUGGAAGCGCUGAAAGGCAUAUAAGGUGGUUUCAGAGCGGCGCAUGCGCUGACUUUCUACUAGUCGCCCGCAGCGCGCCUGACUAGUUCGAGAAGGCUCUCUCUUUCAUCGCAAACUAAUUACGACUCUCCCCUGACCUUGUAUAACGACUAAUUAUCUUUCGCGGCACCUCGUAACACUCUCAUUACUCAGACGUCCUUCCCCUGCUCCCCGACCGAGCCGCCAUAGUUGCAACAAUUUAACGCAUGAUACAGUGAGGCUACCAUACUCCGGCUGCUUUGCAAAGACGUUCGCUUCAUCAAAGCUCAGACUCUCUAUCUCUCACGAUGCCGGAAACCGCGGCGAAAGCAGCGGAAACGCCGGAGGCGGCUAGUACGCCCCCUUUGAAGGAAGACGCAGCUGUAGAGACAGUAAUGCCUAGUGCAGCUGUGGUAGCUUCAGCUGGUGCUACCUCCGCCGUCUCAGCAGACGUGCCUGCUGCCGCCGCCGCUGCCGCCGCCACUGCCGCGGAAGCACCAGCAGCAGGAACAGGAGGGGAAGAAACAGCUGACGCGAAAGGGGAAGCAGCAGCAGCAGCAGCAGCAGCAGCAGAAUCAGCGGUAGGGCCGGGAAGCACAAGCAGCAGCAUUCGAAGGGAAGGAAGAGGGAGCUCUCGCCGCGUCGCCUUCGCGGAGCCCGAUGCUUCCGCCGCCGGCGCCGGCGCUGGUGGCGAAGCCGGUGCCGCGGCAGUCGCCGCGUCUAUCGCCGCCGCCGCCGGCGCCGCUAAGGCGGGAGCGGUCGACAUGGCGGAGGGGCACGACGGCGUGGUGAGAACCGCUAGCGGCAGAGCGAUCUCGCCUAGCGGCACCGCGAUCGUGCCAGGGAGCGGCGACGCGGGUAAGAGGCGGAUCGUCGUCGGCGGCGGCGGCGGGGGCGGCGGCGGAGUGAAGGUCGUCGCGCGUCGCAUGCGUCGCCUGGCGUCGUGGGGCACGACGCCGUUCUCGAUGCAGUUCACGCGACGGUUCCAAGUCGGCGCGGAGCUGGGGAAGGGCGGAUUCGGGCAGGUGCACAAGUGCAGCGACCUGACGGGCGAGAUGGGGUCGCAGCCGCUCGCGGUGAAGACGAUCGAUAAGGUGGCGAUGUACGAGGAGUGCGAGACCGCGGGGCAGCUCAUGGAGCGGCAUCGCGCGCUGGAGCGAGAGGUGAAGAUUCUAGGGCUGCUGCGAGACCACCCAAAUAUCGUCCAGGUGAAGAAGGUAUACAACACUAAAGACAGGUUUCGUGUGGUUAUGGAGCUCUGCGAUGGUGGCACUUUGAAGGAUCACCUAGUAAAGGAGAUGGAGUCCCGAGCCUCGACCCGAGGCAAAAUCAAGGCCGGAUACGCGGGCGGCUUGACGGAGAAGGAAGCGGUCGACGUGUUUCGGCAGCUAGUGGAGGCAGUGCAGUACUGUCACAUGAAAAGUGUGGUGCACCGGGAUAUAAAGCUCGAGAACGUGCUCCUUGUGCUAAACCAGCGGUUCUGCCUGGACUGCGACUUGCUAGACAUUGAGAACAAGGACGAGCUGCCGCCCCUCACAUCCAUCCCUUCAAUCGGGGAUGCCGGGGAGGCCUUGACAGCAGAAGAGAAAGCAGCAGAGAGCGAGGGGGACAGGGAGGAGAAAGGAGGAGGGGAGGGGGGAGAGUCAGCAGCGGAAGCUAUGUCCAGGAGUUCCAGUGAGGAUCAGCCCUCAAGGCCCAAACAGAGUAAGUGCACGUGUGGGAAGGUGAAAGCCGCCGGUCCGUUACCCGAGGGGAUUCCCAAAACAUCAAGCCUCGCCUCAGAUCUUCCUUACACUAUAAAGCUGGCAGAUUUCGGGCUUGCAGUGAUUGUUAAGGAAGGGCAGAAGCUGAAAGGGAGGUGCGGGACAGAGGGUUACAUGGCUCCGGAGCUGGCUACUGGGCAACCAUAUAGUUUCCCUGCUGAUGUGUGGAGUCUUGGGGUGGUGCUUCAUGCGCUGCUGUUUGGAGAAUUGCCUCGUUAUAAGCAGCCCCAUGACGUGGCAAAGUAUGGCGUGCCGCCACCAAGCAAGAAGAAAUGGAAGGUGGUGAGCGAGGAAGGGAAGGAUCUAUACCGUGCUAUGCUCCAGAUUGAUCCAGAGGCGAGGAUGCUGAGCCAAGACCUCCUAAAGCACGUGUGGUUUUCCAGGAGUUGGGAUGAGGAAGGUGCAGAAGAUGGUGCAGCGGACAGGGAAGGAGGUGGUGGGAACAAUGCGAAUAGAGGCUCCAUGCUUUGCUGUUUUGGGGGAUAGUGUGCAGGCUCAUGGGUUUUGCAAUAAGCUUUGUAGGACGAUUUAGGGGGUGGGUGGUUUGCAUUUUUUUAAUAAAAAAUUAACGCCAAA
Messenger RNA from Closterium sp. NIES-67, 2429 nucleotides. NCBI's taxonomy places the organism in Eukaryota, Viridiplantae, Streptophyta, Zygnematophyceae, Desmidiales, Closteriaceae. The record is from the annotation of a GenBank genome assembly.